UACCUAUCGCUGCAAACGUCACAGCACUUUCAUUCGUGAACUAGGAAAUGAAAAGGGCUAUGAAACUAUGAAACUACGAACUAUGAUCUACCUCAUCGCCCAUCCCAUGGGAGAUAAAUUAAGAAAUACAAAAUUGUGCAUGAAUUACCUGCUGCCACCUGCAUCUGCAUGCUGCAUUAGUACAGCAUCCAUACAUAUAUGUAACUCUCCUCCCCCUCUUCCCAAUCGAUUACCGGACCCAGAGUUGAGAUUGAUACCUUACGUAUCCACGCUCUGGUCCUGUGAAGAACACUGCCUCCAAUUCCACUGUAUCCGAGACUUCGUCCCACGUUCUCCGUCCCGUUAUGAUUCUUUGGUACGGAUCUCUGGCUUCAUCUUGCUUGCUGUGACAGUGUAGCACCUUCAUCCCGCCUCAUUUUCUUCGUCUCCAGACUUUCAUCGUGGCCCCCCAGAGUUCGGUGCACCACACACCCCGCGGCUUCAAUCCACGCCUCUACUCUAGCUCCAUCACCACCAACAGCGGACAGAUUCCGGUAUUGAGAUACCGAGUAUAUUUUGGCCUGCAAAGCUGCCACCAGAAUUGAUAUAGAUUGUUCCCAGUGUUCUCCACUCUAGUCGAGGCUUUUCGAACUCUUACGAGCCGCAAAAUUCUGUUUAUAUAUCGCCUGCUGCAGUACGUUUUCGGUUCACCCGCGGCCGUCGCCAGGAGCAAAACGAGACGACAGCGGCGGCAAGGACCAGGCUCCAGGACCAGGACCAGGACCGGGACCGGGAUGGGCACAGGGGGCAAGGGCACGACACAGAAGGAGGAGCACAAAACAAGGGUCACGACCAGGAAUCCACCGUUUGGCGUAGAGACUUCUAAUGCAGUCUAGGAAGUUAGUGGGGAGCUGUUAGUUUAUCACACUGGCUAGCAAGGCACAUACCCGCAAACCAAUCCUCUUCCGGCUUGCGACAAACGAACCACGCCGAACGCUACUUUCUUCCUCGUCUCCUACUUACUCUCUCUCCUCACAACAUUCGUACCGUCGCUCGUCCACUGCUACGGAAAGGAUUCCUCGUACCUGAGGUCGAGGACAUACUGUUCGCUCUUCGGUUACUAUGUUUUAAUCAGUCACUCCUUCGAUUCUGUGCUGUUUCUGUCUGGCUCUAUCCACCCGAUCUAGAGCAUUACCGGCAGAUUAAGGAGUUGGACUGGGUGCGCGCAAACGGCGGCAACAUGAUUGUGAUGGAAGGGUUGAUGUUGGUUCCGCCAGAGCGCGGGACCAUCAUCGGGAGGGCUCUAUGGAAGACUCGAUAUGUCGUCCUCGGUACUGGGUCCAUGUUGAAGACGCAGAACGAUCUCUUACCGCAAUCCGAUGGCUCGGGACGGGGAAGUGCUGGACGUAAGGGAUUGAAGGCCACUUCGUCAAAGCCGAGCCUAGUCGAUGUGUCGCAGCCGGAGCCUGCUGGGAGGAAAUUAUAUAUUACAAUCUACAAAGCAAAGGGCGAUUGGGAAUUCAUUGCACAGCAUCCAGUAUCGGCCUUCAAGUCAUGCGACAUACGAGCUCUUCAGCACCGGAAACAGAGUCCGUCGUUACCGACAAUGAUGUUCGAAAUGAAACCGGAUUCAAUUUCCGAGAAGCAGCGAAAGCGAAGGUCGAGCAGGACAGGAGGACUUUCGUCGAAGGACCCUUGGGUGAACUUCCUACUGUUUCGCACGAUACCAGAGGAGAAGUAUAGCAUAUACGAUUGGCAGGCUGCAGUAAAGCCACUUCUGACUACAGAUGAGGACGAGGAGGAUGGGGUGAUGAGCCCGUUAAGUCCAGUCUUCAAUGCGUUCACCAAUCCGUUUGGGAAUUCUAGGAGGCCUUCCACCUCUGCCAAUAGACCAGAAUUGGGCAAUCGGGCCUCGAGCCAGAGUAGUUAUCCACACGCACCUCCUCCGCGAGAAAGACCUUCAGCCAUGAUCUCGCCCUCUCCCAGUCUCCGGUCAAGACGGUCCGAUCUAUCUUCCCGGGCAAGUUCCCAGCCCCCACAUAUAGGAUUCGCAUCGCCCCAUCCCCUUGGCUACGCUACGACUUUGCCAACGGACUUGCCUUCCCCUGCCUCGACUUCUGGAUACGAUAAUCAAUUCAUUGAAGGUUGGACAUCAGCGCAAGGGCGGUCAUCGGCACUGUCUUCACAUACGCGGGGAAGUAAUAGUAUAGCAUCUGCUGUUACGCCGGCUGCAGUCAUUGCUUCAACACCACCAGGACCUAGAGAGACCAUUCUCGAUAGAGCGUUUCAGAUGCGCUGCAUACCAGGAAGUGAUCGAAUUCCCGACAAGGACGAUGAGAAGAUCAGUAGUAUUGCGCGUUUCGAGGCCCUCAUGCGAGAGGUAGAUGAAAGGAAACAGGCCAAAUCGUCGGCUAAGCAGCCUAGUAGGGAGAGACAGAAUUGGGGACUGGAAGAGGAAUCAGAGGACUCAUCGGUCGGCGAGCCAGAUAACGACGAUGAUAUCGAAAUGUCAGAUGAGGAGGUAUCGAUCCCAACACCAGCACAACGAGCUCUCGAUUACAUCUCUGGUCGACGUACUCCGAUAUCAACAGGUAAUCGGCCUUUAUCUCCUGCACCACGAAGUCCUCCAGUCCCAUUCCUAAAUCCCCAAGCCAUGUCUGCAUUUUACGGAAACUCCGGCUCCAACGGUCUCCGUCCUCGAACAGGAACAACGCCUUCCAAUCCCCGCCCAAAAGGCAGCCGACCGAGUUCUCUAGCACUUCCCUCUCGCUCGAUGUCCAGCACUGCGGUCCCCACCCUCAGAGACAGAGACAGCAACAACAGCACUCUUCGCGCAGGGAGCACAGACGCAAAGGAUAAGCGGCGGAGCAGCACGUCGGUCAAACGUCUCAGCUUCACGGAGUUCGCUAAACGCUUAAGCAGUACCUCCAGCCUUCUUCUCGUGCAGACAAAUAACAGCUCGGGUUUCGGUCGAGACGGUAGCCGUCGCGGGAGUAGUGAGUACGGCCCUGAGGACUUUGAUCGUUCAAAUUUGAACAAUAAUAUGGGUAUGAGUAUGCGAGGUGGUGACAUGGCGACGCAGAAUCGUGAUAAAAGGUGUGGUUGGAGAGGAAGUGUGGGGGCCUUUGGUACGGAGGGAGGGUUUCUAUGAUAUACUUUUUGACUGCUUGAGUGAGUGAGUGAGCGAGCUGAUCGACUGACUGAUGGGACUUAUGAUACCUGGUACGUGAUACCUUAGACGAUUGUAAUGAUGCUGGGAUGGCGUUGGGUUUUGCGUCGAUACGAUAUGGAUGCUUUCGAUUCGGUAUUACAUGAUAGGGUGGAUUUGGGUGGGUGGAACAUCUGUCUGCAUUUUAUGGCGUUAUGAUACCAGUCUACUCCUGCUUUAUUGUACGUUACUUAGAUGAUUGUCGUAUUUUGUAAGCAAGUCUGUUCGCAUGACUGUUAUAGGAGGAUGAUAUGUAUCAUAAUAUCUCUUUCAAUUUGAGACCUUUACCUUCUCACUUCGAUUUUGUUCGUGUGAAAGGUCUUGAUCGAGCGAAUCCAAGCUAACAGUACAUUGACAUCCGACCCCGUCAUCCCAGGGAUAACCCUUCAAUCUGAAACAGCCUCUCUUGGAGCCUACACCAAAGAUGCCACGGCAGAAGGCUGAAAAUGUGACAUCUGCCCUCGACUGUGGCGACAAUACAACCAAUCUAAGCACAUACAUGCCAGACAUGAGAGACAAAACCACAUCAAUGAUCACUUCAGCAAUUGCACAAUAUGACUUCGCUGGAGAGUGGCCACUUUCUGGUCCACCAUCGACGAAAUUCUCGUGUUCUCACACUACGACUUUCGUUCUACAAUAGGGAGGUUCCUCGAAGUCCCAGUGCUCAUCGACAGCACUAAUUACGAAGCUGGGUACUUCAAAGUCAUGACCUCGGCGUGGAAUGCUUACCUGCCCGAUACUCUGAGUAUGGGGAUGGUUUCAAUUCAAAAUAUACACCCGCCCUUUUGCCGCAGGAUUGUCGAUCUGGAGAUAUCGUUAUUGAGGGGAGUUUGAGUUGUUGGCUUUGACGACUUCGCUGAGGAGUGGUGCAUAUCAUGCGUCGGAGUUGCUACCACUUUUGGGAUAGUGAAUGAUCAUGGGGAAUUGAAGCGUCGAGGGAGUUGCCGGGGGUUGGAAUGUAUUGAGGGGUGUUUAGGUGGCGUUGGGAAGGAUUUGGAGCAGAGGUUGGCGAAGUAAGAGUGACUGAUCAAUCAAUCUGGUAGGAUGACAUUGGUUGGGCUAGGGUAUAAUGGUCAAAUACUACGACUCUGCUGAACAAAUAAGUUUUCAUUCAUGUGAAGCCGUGUAAUCUUUG
Messenger RNA from Cadophora gregata, 4322 nucleotides. RefSeq lists its product as uncharacterized. Lineage: Eukaryota; Fungi; Ascomycota; Leotiomycetes; Helotiales; Ploettnerulaceae. The record is from RefSeq and is a predicted model, not a curated record. The coding region runs from base 1220 to 3130 and encodes 636 amino acids. The transcript has 3 exons.